Messenger RNA from Paramecium octaurelia, 380 nucleotides. The record is from the annotation of a GenBank genome assembly. Lineage: Eukaryota; Ciliophora; Oligohymenophorea; Peniculida; Parameciidae.
AUGUAGAGAAUUCAUAAUUUCUUUAGAUUCUCAAAGAAAAUUCGACUUUAUGUUCAAAGUGAAAUAAAUCCACAGAUCAAACUUACCAUAGAUGCUACAGAAGGUGAGGUUUUGGCUAAGGAAUUAAAAAGACACAAAGUGCCAUUACCAUUUGAGUGUGGAUUCUCAUGUUCAUGUUCUACUUGUUCAGUGUUAAUAGCUAAUUCGAAUGAUUUUAGCAACAUUUAGAUUGCAUAACCUCAAAGUUAAGAGGAGAUCAAUGUGUUGACAACAGAAGGAAAGGGUGGAAGGUAUUUAUUGUUAGAGAUAAUUUAAGAGUGCGUCUGUCAUGUUAAAUCAAUGUAUGCAAAGAAUUGGAUGGUGUUACAUUGUUAAUUUGA